Messenger RNA from Owenia fusiformis, 1282 nucleotides. Lineage: Eukaryota; Metazoa; Annelida; Polychaeta; Sabellida; Oweniidae. The record is from the annotation of a GenBank genome assembly.
AUCUCUUUUAUAGCAUACAUCUGUACUUAAUUAGUCGCAUUUAAAAUCAUAACUAUGCAUGACCUAUUAAUGAACUAUAUCAAUUUAAUAUAAAUAGAAGACAAUCUUUAUAAACAGGACACUUAACUUUAGCGAUCCGUAGAGACACUAGAAAUCUUGAGAAAAUAAAAAUUAAAAAAUAAAUAAAUCAUGGGAGUUGAUUUCAUCGCAGUAUUAUUAUUUAUUUGUAGUUGUUAUAGCUUGGUAGCGACAGAUGAAGAAGUGUUUUGCCCAUUUCCCUAUGACAUCCCACAUGGGACAUUUAAUCGUGACCUCAUAGCAUAUGAUGGCGUCAGACCAAGCACCAGAAUCUUUUACAAAUGCGACCCCUGCUUCCAAAUGAUUGGUCAAAACAAAAGGUUUUGCAAUAAAAGAGGUCACUAUACAAGCGAUCCUCCAAUAUGUGUAGAUAACGGGAAAUGCAAAGACUUCGACAAAAUUGCCAUCGAAGAGAGUGAAAUGUUCAGAGAAUGUGUCAUGAGAUACUCAGCCCUUCCGGAGAAGGCAAGUAAGGAAGAACGCAAGAAGCUUUACAAUAAGUGUGCGAUAGCUAAACUUGUGGCCGCCAAAGCCAUUCGAAAAAUGGAUGAAAAAACGAAGGAACUAGAACCAGGGGUACAACAUGACUAUAUUCCGGAAGCAGACAACAUAAAGCAAACAUUUCAAAAAAUUCGGAUGCUGUUCAAAAAACAUAAAAAAUUGCACAUAACAGAGAACAAUUACCAAAAAUUGGAUUCAAGAAUAUUUAAUAUUUUCAAAUAUUUAAAUAAUAAUUUUAUAUAAUGAGUACAAUUUUCCUUAUACAUCUACCUAUACACAAAAUGUAUUACGAACUUUAAUCGGUGUGUUCGUUUGCUAAAUGUUUAGUCAAGGGCUUAAAUUCAUAUAUACAUGUAAAUACAUCAAUGUUUUUUGUUUAUAUACUGUGCAUAUUUUAUAUGUAUAUACUGGUAUAUAUAAUAGUCUACUUUUGUGUCUGUCACUCACUUUCAAACAUCUUAUAAUCCUUUGCAAAUGAACACCAAAUAUUUAUCUCAAUUUCCAAAAGAAAUGAAUUUUAGAGAAUUGACCAAUUAUAUCAAGUUUUAUAUCAAUUUGCAAAUAGCAUUGGGAAAGUUGAAGUGAUUGUUAAAGAGCAUUUCAAUAUAUAUUAAUAAUAAUAAAUCAAUAUAUAUAUUAAUAAUAAAUCAAUAUAUUGAUCAUUUUUAUUUUGUAUUUACAAAAUAUUGCUUGAUGAACAUGA